Molecule: messenger RNA, 3459 nt
Organism: Papilio xuthus (Asian swallowtail)
Lineage: Eukaryota; Metazoa; Arthropoda; Insecta; Lepidoptera; Papilionidae
Gene: cutlet
Product: chromosome transmission fidelity protein 18 homolog
Exons: 16
Coding region: 181-2784 (867 amino acids)
Molecular function (GO): ATP binding; ATP hydrolysis activity
Source: RefSeq, a predicted model, not a curated record
UUGUUUGGUAUGGUGGAGGUGGCGGGCUUUUCUUUUCUGUUUAUAUUUAUUAAGUUUGAGGUAUUUUUAAUACAAAUAAUGAAAACAAUAUUUUAAGUGAACUCUAAAGUUAAUAUUUAAAAUCAAUUAUUAGAGUUUUACAGUGCUUGAUUAUUAUCUUAUUAUUAAAAAGGCUUGAAAAUGUCGGAUUUUCCUGACCCCGAUGAAGAGUAUGAGCUUAUGUAUUCAGACGAGCUCGAAUUAAUGAAAGAAAAUGAAGACAAAACAGAUUCGAAUCCAAUUAAACAAAAGUCUCUACCAGCAAAACGAAGCUUAGAUUUUUCGUCUCAUAUAUCCAAAAACACGAAUCACCACGAAAAUAUUGAAUCAAACAAAAAAGACGAAGAUAUUAACUUGACACCUAGCUUGCAAAACAUGGAAGAUGUCUUGGCACAAACAAAUGUGCCCAGUAAAAGAACUGCUGAGGAUUUAUUUGGUGAUAUCAAUGAUAUAGACUUUGAUAACCUUGAACUACCAAGUAAAAGACAAAAGACAGAUGAGGAAAAUGAUUUUGAAUUAAUAAAUAAGAUUCUGGAAGGAAGACGACUUAAACAAUUGCUAACGGAGCCUGCAAGUGGUGGGAAUAUUAACACAAAAGCUAACUUUGAUGUCAAGGACAAUAUAUCAAUCAAUAUUCCAAAAUGGCCAUUUAUGCCGCUAACUAAUUCAGAUGGGGAUCGUAUUUACAUCAGACUGGAGUCUGAAGAUAAUUGGAAUAAAUCUUUGGAAAUGGACACAGAACAGUUGUCUUUAAGGGCUACUUACUCUUCUGCUUGGGAAGAGGCACAAAAAAUUUUAGAAAAAAAGGAGCAACAAACCUUAAAAGAAGAUAAUACACAGCCUAUUAUAGAUACAGCAGAGAACACAAGUUUGUGGGUAGAGAAGUACAGGCCUAGUUCAUACAUAGAUCUGUUGUCAGAGGAACCUGUCAAUAGAGCUUUGUUACAUUGGCUGCAUUUGUGGGAUAAGGUAGUAUUCAAAAAAGAAGUAAAAACUAAAGACCCCCAACAACGUACCACUUUCAGCAAACGCGCUGGACAAUUUCAACUAACCAAUAAGUGGAAAGGCAAAAAGGAAUCAGAACCCGAGUUAGAUGAUGAUGGAAGACCUCAUCAUAAAGUAGCACUGCUAUGUGGACCACCGGGUGUGGGGAAGACAACUUUGGCACACCUACUGGCGAGAUUGGCUGGUUACAGGCCAGUAGAGCUGAAUGCAUCAGAUGACAGAAGUACAGAGGCUUUUAGAUCAGCGCUGGUGAGUGCCACCUCCAUGAGGUCUGUCAUGGAUGUUGAUAGAAGACCAAAUUGUCUUAUACUAGAUGAGAUAGACGGUGCACCAACACAAACAGUGGAGCUGCUGGUGAAGUGGUGCACCACCACAGUAGCGGAGGGUGCCAAGAGGAAAGCCAAGACUCAGCCGCUGCGGAGACCUGUCAUAGCUAUAUGUAACGACUUGUAUGCCACUUCCUUGAGACCUUUGAGGCCAGUAGCUCUGACAGUGACAGUGGGCAGUGUGUCAUGUGCGAGGUUGGCAUCACGCCUAGCCGUGGUGGCAAGCUACGAGCGGCUGCGUGUGGAGACCAAAGUGCUGAGUGCGCUCGCGACACGAGCUGCAGGUGACAUACGCACCGCCUUACAUGUACUCAACUUCCUCAGAGCUAAGACUAAGUUAACAAUAAGUGACAUAGAGAAUGUAGCAAUUGGCACAAAGGAUACAAGCAAGAGUAUCAUGCAGGCGCUGCAAGCUGUCUUCACACUGGAUGAUACCAAACCUGAAGCCUUCCACAGGAUCAUACAGGCUGCUGGAGAAUAUGAUAGAUUAGUGGACGGUAUAUUUGAGAACUACAUAACAGCUAGAGUUGACACCCGUCUCCACAUUGCAUCGGAGACGAUGAGCUGGCUGGGUUUCUAUGACACCGUACAGGCAUGGACAAUGCGGUGUCAAAAUUACUCUCUCUAUGGUACAUUGCCACUGUGCAUCGCGCGGUGUCAUAGACUGCUCGCUACAAGAACGUAUCAUAAGUUGAAGUUCCCUAUGCAAGCUCAGGAGAUGUAUCGUAAGAAAGCAGAAUUGGAUAGUAUAUUGGUGUCAGUAUGGCGCGGCAGUGGACCUCAUGUGGUCACAAAUAGAGAUGCAUUGAAACUGGAUGUCUUACCACUCUUACCUUAUCUACUGACGCCUACAUUACGAUCUGCUAAUAUACAGUUGUGCAGUGAGAGUGAACGUAGCACAGUGCGGACAUGCGCAGGCGCACUCUGCGACUACGGCCUGAGGUACGUGCAGCAGCGCGCGUCUGACGGACUGUACACCUACCAGCUGGAACCUGAUGUAUAUAAGAUCGCUUUUAUGGGUACGGAGGAAAGAAUCAGACCUCAACCGGUGAUAAGACAAGCCAUAGCCAGAGAACAACAACUUGAAAUCAUCAGGAGAAACGAAGAGAUGGCCGCAAGAGUAAAUCCAAGGAAAAGUAAUGAAAAUAUUAAGAAAAUGGAAGAAAAAGUAGCAAAUGUAGCAGAGAAGGAGACACGACUACCAAAUCACUUGCAGCGGUUGAAACCAAAAACUAUAGAAAAACGUACGCCUCAGGUACAUAAAGAUUUCUUUGGAAGAAUUGUACCGAUGGCACAGGUACAGCGACAAGAAGCGUUACCUGACGUGAUAUCAUCCAGUGGUGUAUUCUACCAGUAUAGGGAGGGAUUCAACAACGCCGUGAGAAGGAAUGUACGCUUCAGAGAUUUACUUUAAAACCUCUUCAGUUCUGCAUAUAUAAGUUUGAAAACUAAUUCAAUAAAAUUGAGAGUUUGUAACAUAUUUAUAUAUUGUUGUAUAAGAUUUUUAAAUUAUAAUGUAAAUUAUAGAUUAAACAAAAAUUAAUUUGAAAUACAGUUGAACAUGAAUUAGCGAGACACUUCUAAAAGCGCCAGUUAUGGUCGUCCCAAGGGACGACCUUCAUAAGCGAGAAAAUUCUACAAGCAAGAAAAAUAUCGCGAUAUUGAACUCUCCCUUAUCCUGGUUUGACUGUAUGUGAACGCAAUAAAUAGUACAAGUAAGAGAAAAGUAUCCAUCUUUAGAGAUAAAUCUGUUUAUUUGCAGUAUGUUUCUAACAUAUCUUAACCUUUUGUGUGGUCGUGGUAUUUCACCGGGCGAGGCGGGCCGAUUCGUGCGAAGAUGUUAAAGCGGGCUCUACCACUGUUAAAACUACUAUUUUACGCUAAGUCUUAAGUAAUCUUUUAGUAUACAGGUGUUUAAUACCCCAUUUGUAAUUAUAAAACCAGAUGUAAGAAGUUAAAUGUGUUCAAACAAACUUUUGUCAUAAAUACAUCAGUCUUAAUAUUUACGAGUUUAGUUUGCGACAAACAAAUGAUUAACUGCCCAACUUAUUCUCCGUGUUUCUUCUCAUGAACUGAUGGCAUUUCUGAU